CUCUCUCAUUGUCAGCUCGGGCAUCACCUUGGGUUUGGCCACGGAAGAAUGAGGAAGAGAACUUUUCUCCCGAAAACUCAAAUGAACUAACCUCACUUCCAUAGAAUAUCUGGUAUAAACUUUGAGAAUCGAGUUAUGUUACACUAUAUGUACAAAGUGUAACAGACACCGUAUUUCCUCAAGUAUAGUUAGCCUUCUGUUUACAAUGGUCCAAGGUUUUGGAGGCUGGUGGACACGGUUGUUGGAGCGGCGUCAGUCGGAACUAAACUUCACGUUGCUGCUGCUGUGCUAUGUACUCUACCUGUUGUUUGGCGCCGGGGUCUUUUCAGCGGUCGAGCGUCCCUACGAAUCUGAGUUACGUGAAAAGCUACAAGCUCUCCGACACAAGUUCCUCCAGGACCAUGCUUGCGUGUCGGACGAGCUCCUUGAAAACAUACUGUCUCGUGCCCUUCAGGCCAAUAACUAUGGCGUGUCAAUGCUCGGUAACGUCAGCAAAUCGAACUGGGACUUUAUAUCAUCGCUUUUCUUUACCAGCACUGUGCUAACCACAACAGGCUAUGGUCACACCGUCCCCUUGUCAGAUGGUGGCAAGGCCUUUUGCAUACUCUUCUCUCUUCUGGGAAUCCCCAUCACCCUCCUGUUCAUCUCGUCUGUGGUGGAGAGGAUCAUGGUGGUGGUGACGCGGAGGCCCCUGGCCCACCUCCAGGUGCGGUGGGCAGUGCCCCGGGCGAGGGGCGCUGUGGGCCACGCCCUGAGCCUGACCUUGAUUUCGGCUAUGCUGCUCUUCUUCUUCCCUGCGCUGGUGUUCCGGGCCUGGGAGAGCAGCUGGAGCUUUCUGGACUCUCUCUACUUCUGCUUCAUCUCCCUGACCACUAUAGGGCUGGGAGACUAUGUGCCAGGGGAGACCCACCCCACCACCACCAACCCACACCGGCUGCUCUACAGGCUGGCCAUCACAGUGUACCUUCUGCUGGGUCUGGUGUGUCUGCUAGUGGUGGUGGAGACCUGGUGUGAGGUGCCUCAACUGAAGAGCUUCCGGAAGAAGUUCUACAGAGGGAAGCAGGACGGCCAGAUCCCAGAGGACAUGGCUGAUAUGGUGGACGACACAGAUGACAAUGAGCUGACUGAUCACAUGACUGCUCCGCCGCUGGGCCUGCCCAACUUCUCCUACGUGUCGGCGCAGGCCGCCUCCCUCCGCCUGGAAGAUCCCGCCCCCUUUACUCAUCCCCUGGAGACGACCGCGCCUGCCCAUGGCAACCACCUCAGGAGAUGACAGUCUGUGUCAGGAGGGAACUGCGUGAGUGGGUGAGAGAGUUUCCAGGUCGUGUGUGUGUGAGUGAGAGAGUUUCCAGAUAUAGAUUGUGAGGAUAGAGGUAGGUCCCUGAUGACAGGUUGUUUGUAAUUUUUUUGCAGCACUGUACACUUCCUGCAGUGAAGGGAACUGGCCUUAUAAAGAUAUGUGUG
This is a messenger RNA of Osmerus eperlanus (European smelt), 1464 nucleotides long. RefSeq names its product potassium channel subfamily K member 1-like. Lineage: Eukaryota; Metazoa; Chordata; Actinopteri; Osmeriformes; Osmeridae. Gene Ontology annotation, cellular component: plasma membrane. Bases 206 to 1273 code for a protein of 355 amino acids. The record is from RefSeq and is a predicted model, not a curated record. Gene Ontology annotation, biological process: potassium ion transmembrane transport; stabilization of membrane potential. Gene Ontology annotation, molecular function: potassium ion leak channel activity; outward rectifier potassium channel activity. The transcript is spliced from 3 exons.